Menidia menidia (Atlantic silverside) is the source of this 11238-nucleotide messenger RNA. The record is from the annotation of a GenBank genome assembly. Lineage: Eukaryota; Metazoa; Chordata; Actinopteri; Atheriniformes; Atherinopsidae.
AUGGGAGAACAAGGACAAAGACGCCAAGUGAAACGCUGGUGGGUAGCUGGGAUUUUGUUGCUGUGUUUUGAAGAGCAGAUAUUUGCUCAGCUAAGGUACUCUGUUCCAGAACAAGUUAAAAUAGGAUCCUCUGUUGGAAAUGUUGCCAAGGAUUUGGGGCUUGACAUCAACACUUUGGCAAGCAGGAAAUUUCGCAUCGUUUCGGGUCCAAAUCACGCUCUGUUUACGUUAAAUCCGAACAAUGGAGUGUUGUAUAUCGGGCAAAUUAUGGAUCGGGAAGAGCUGUGUGAUGGAACAAAUCUUUGCUUGAUAAACCUGAAAAUUGUGGUUGAAAGCCCCCUGGAAAUACAUUAUAUUGGAGUGGAAAUUAUCGAUGUGAAUGAUCAUUCACCGACUUUCCCAGAGAACGAACAACGACUGGAAAUAGCAGAGAAUGCUCCUCCGGGGACUCGUUUCCAAAUCCAUGCCGCCAGAGAUCCUGAUGCUGGCGUGCACUCAGUUCGACGAUAUCAGUUAAGUCAAAAUGAUCAUUUUGAUAUUGAAAUCAGAGACACCGAGGAGGAUAAAACACCUUUUCUUGUGCUUAAAAAACCUUUAGACAGAGAGAAAAAUGGCGAACAUGGCCUAGUGUUAACGGCUCUUGAUGACGGGAGUCCAUCCAAAUCUGGCUCCCUGAACUUGACGAUCACUGUACUGGAUGCGAAUGACAAUAGACCUGUGUUCAGCAAAGAUGUAUAUACUGUGUCGUUAGAGGAAAAUUCCUCAGUCGGAACUCUUGUAAUCAAAUUGAAUGCUACAGACUUAGAUGAAGGUUCUAACAGUGAUAUUGAAUAUACAUUUGUAAAAACACAGAAGAAAAAAGUACAUGACAUAUUUGAAUUAGAUAAAGUCAGUGGUGAGAUUCGAGUCAAAGGGAAAGUAGACUAUGAAGAGACAGAAGUUUAUAGAAUAGAUCUGCAGGCUUCAGAUAAAGGACAGCCACCUUUGAUGGCUGAAAGUAGAGUUGUUAUAAAAGUCAAAGACGUGAACGAUAAUAAACCAGGUAUCGAAAUAACUUCCUUGUCAAACAUUAUCCCGGAGGAUUCAAAGCCUGGCACAGUAAUCUCAUUAAUAAGCGUCACAGACAGAGAUUCUGGCCUUAAUGGGAAAGUAAUUUGUAAGAUGUCGGAAGAUAUUCCCUUUGACUUGACACCAUCUGUCGAGGAAAACAUGUACUCUCUUGUCACAAAAGGACGUUUAGAUCGUGAAAUUGUGUCACAUUAUCAAAUCACAAUAACAGCCAUUGAUCAUGGUGUACCUCAACUCUCAGCUAUGAAAACACUGAGCAUUCAAGUGUCAGAUAUAAAUGAUAAUCUACCAAUUUUCAAGAACAAAACAGUGGAACUUUACUUGACAGAAAACAACACACCAGGUGCAUCAAUCUUUGCUGUAAGUGCUACAGAUAGGGAUCUGGAUGAAAAUGCAGUUAUAGCAUACCACAUAGAAUCCGAAAAUUACAAACUUGAUGUCGAGGCAUCUGAUAAAGGAAUGCCUCCAUUGAUCGGAAGGUGUAGAGUGAUAUUGAAGGUGAAGGACGUGAACGACAACUCUCCAAAAAUAGACGUAACAUCCCUGUCAAACAGCAUACCCGAAGAUUCAAAACCAGGAACAGUUGUUUCACUUAUUAGUGUAACAGAUAAAGACUCUGGUAUGAAUGGAAAAACUGUUUUACGCAUAACAAAUGACGCGCCUUUUGAAUUAAAGUCCUCUUAUAAAGACAAUGUAUAUUCACUUGUCACAAAGGCGUAUUUGGACAGAGAGAUCGAGUCAUAUUAUGAAAUAACAAUACUAGCAACUGAUUGCGGUGACCCACCGUUAUCAACUAUGAAAACGCUCAGUAUUCAGAUUUCCGAUGUAAAUGAUAACAGCCCUAGUUUCGACCAGAAUCCAUUAAAUUUUUAUUUGUCAGAAAAUAACGUGGCAGGUUCUAAUAUAUUCUCUGUGAAGGCCACGGACAUCGACAAGAAUGAAAAUGCAGAUAUCUCUUUCCAUAUCGAUAGACGAGGGAGAGAAAAUGAUCCUUCGAGGCGAGGGCAAUCGGCAAUUUUUUGCGUUUUAUUUUUAUUCCUAUUCAUCAGAGCAGCAUCGGGACAACUGAGAUACACCAUUUCCGAGGAGCUCAAGGAAGGGAGCUUUGUUGGGAAUAUAGCCAAGGAUUUGGGAAUAGAUUUGAAAGUGAUGAAACAAAGAGGUUUUCGGAUAAUGUCCGGAUCUACUGAACCUCUUUUUAAGGUAAACGAGAACGACGGGGCCCUGUAUUCUCUCCAUCAGAUUGACCGAGAACAAGUGUGUAAGGAUAACAACGUGUGUUUGAUUAACCUCAAAACAGUUUUGGACAACCCACUAGAAAUACACUACGUGACAGUGGAGAUAAUGGAUUUAAACGACCAUUCUCCCACAUUUCCUAAUAAAACCAGGAGGCUAGAGAUCUCAGAGGCUGCAUUACCGGGGGCACAGUAUCAGUUACAAAACGCUCACGAUCCCGAUGCGGGAGCAAACUCUAUACAACAGUACAGAAUUAGUCAAAAUGAUCACUUUCGUUUAGAGAUUAAAGAUCGUGGAAGAGAAGGAAAAACUCCUAUUUUGCAGUUGCAGAGACAGCUAGACAGAGAGGCCAAAAGCAGACAUAAACUGGUCCUGACGGCAAUAGAUGGUGGAACACCCCCGAAAACGGGCACAGUUGAAAUAUUCGUUGAUGUUCUAGAUGUUAAUGACAAUAUGCCUGUGUUCAUCAAAGAUGGAUAUUCAGCUGUGCUAGAGGAAAACGCACCACUUGGCACAACAGUCAUUCAAGUUAAUGCAACAGAUCUGGAUGAAGGUUAUAAUGGUGAAAUAGUCUAUACGUUUGGCAGUGAUGUAAAAGACAAAAUUAGACGGCUCUUUGAAAUCAACCCUGUCACUGGGGAGAUAAUCAUGAUAGGACCUGUUGACUUUGAAGAACAGGACAGCUAUGAUAUAGACAUCCAAGCCUCUGAUAAGGGAACUAGUCCCUUAAGAACAUAUAAAAGUGUUAUUAUUAAGAUAAAGGAUAAAAACGACAAUCCUCCUGAAAUUGAGGUAGCAUCCUUGUCAAGUGCAAUUUCAGAAGACGCCAGACCAGGAACAACCGUUGCACUGAUAAGCAUAACCGACUUGGAUUCUGGCAUUAAUGGCAAGAUAAUGAGCUAUGUCACUGGAAACAGUCCUUUUACUUUAACGCCAUCAAUUCAGGACAACAUGUUUGCUGUGGUCACCAAGUCACAGUUGGAUAGAGAAGAAAAAUCCAAGUAUGAUAUUACAAUAAUAGCCAAGGAUGCAGGUGAACCAGCUUUAACUUCUGAAAAGACAGUAAGCGUUCAAGUGUCAGACACGAAUGAUAACAGCCCUGUGUUUUCAGUAAGCCCCUACACGUUCUAUAUAACUGAAAACAAUGCAGCAGGAGCCUCGAUGUUUUCUGUAGGAGCAUCUGAUCGUGAUGAGGGAGAUAAUGCACUCAUUUCAUAUCACAUUCUCAGAACUGCAGACCAUGAAAAUAAAGUAACAUCAUUUCUGAAUAUUAACUCUGAAACCGGAGAUAUUGUGGCUCUGAAAAUAAAGCCUGCUGUGUGUAUGAGCUGGUGGAUAAGGAUGGAUAAUGCUACAAAAGCUCGUCGGUGGAGCUGCUUCUGGUUAGCUUUUCAUUUGGCCUCACAGCUGCUUCUCGCGAAAGAGGCUUGGGCUCAGGUCCGGUACUCUGUUCCUGAAGAGGUAAAAGACGGAACUGUUGUUGGCAUGAUUGCCAAAGAUCUUGGCCUGGACAUCACCUCUUUGACUGACCGUCGUAUCCGCGUUGUGUCUGGGACUAAGGACGCCUUCUUUGAGGUAAACCAGAAAAGUGGGUCUCUGUAUGUUCACAAGAAAAUCGACCGAGAGGAGCUCUGUCAUGGAAGUGGUGCAUGUCUGAUGGAGCUUAAAAUUCUUGUCGAAAGCCCGUUGGAGAUGCAUUACGUGGUGGUGGAAAUCACUGAUGUUAAUGAUCACUCCCCGAGUUUUCCUGAAACACAGCAGUCAUUUGAAAUAGCUGAACAGACGUUGCCAGGGAGGCGAAUCCAGCUUCACGCUGCUCGAGACCCCGAUGCUGGAACUAACUCUAUACGCACCUAUAUGUUAACGUCAAACGAACACUUUGAAUUAGAUAUUCGACAAAGCGACGAGGAAAAAAUACCGUUUUUAGUGCUGAAAAGGUCACUGGAUAGAGAACAAAAGUACAAGCAUUAUCUAGUGGUGACAGCUGUAGAUGGGGGUAAACCUCCAAAAUCAGGGACACUAAAUGUUUCUAUUAGUGUUCUUGACAGUAAUGACAACCGGCCAAUGUUUAGUCAGGAGACGUACGAAAUUUUAAUCCAAGAAAACGUUCCGGUUGGUACUGUAAUAUUUAAAAUGAAUGCGAGUGAUCCGGAUGACGGCAUAAAUGCAGAGAUUGAAUACAGCCUUGGAAAAACUUUAAAACGGAAAGUCUAUGACAUUUUUGAAUUGGACAAAAAAACAGGAGAAAUUAAAGUAAAAGGAGUAGUGGAUUAUGAAGAUAAUGACGUUUAUAAACUUGAUGUUGAAGCGUCCGAUAAAGGAACCCCACCUUUGAUGGGCGAGUGUCGAAUCAUCAUAAAAAUUAAAGAUGUUAAUGAUAAUCCACCAGAAAUUGAUCUAACGUCACUGUCAAGUACUGUAUCCGAAGACUCCAAACUUGGCACCGUUAUUUCACUUCUUAGUGUGACAGACAAGGAUUCUGGAGUUAAUGGAAAAAUAAUUGCAUCCUUAUUGACUGAUGGGCCCUUUGAGUUAAAUCCAUCUUAUAAAGAAAACAUAUAUUCAGUUGUCACGAAAGGUAUUUUAGAUCGAGAAAAUAAGUCUAAUUUUGAAAUGACAAUAAAGGCAAUUGACUGUGGUGAGCCUCCCUUAUAUACAUCUAAAACCUUCAGCAUUCAGAUAUCUGACGUAAAUGAUAACAGUCCACAAUUCUCCCAAAACCCAUUAUACUUUUACCUUGCUGAAAACAACGUAGCUGGAAUCUCAAUAUUGUCUGUAAGCGCAACGGAUGAAGAUGUGAACGAAAACGCUGCUAUUACAUAUCACAUCGCGAGGGAAACAAGGGCAAACGAGAUAACAAAGAUCGAUAGAGAAGAGCUGUGCGCUCAGAGCAGUACGUGUGUUUUAAAUGUGAAAACUGUCUUAGAAAAUCCACUUGAAGUUCAUUACGUUGAGGUAGAAGUAUUAGAUGUUAAUGACCAUUCUCCUGCAUUCACAGAAAAAGACCAAACGUUAGAGAUUUCAGAGUCCGUUUUGCCUGGAGUACGAUUUCAGUUGCAACCAGCUCGGGAUCAGGAUGGAGGUCGUUUCUCCGUGCAGCAAUAUAAACUGAGUUCCAACGACUACUUUCGACUGGAAGUAAAAGAUAAACGUGAUGAUAUCAAAAUACCAGUGUUGGUUGUUCAGAAAUCUUUAGACAGAGAAACUGCGGGAAGUCAUGCAUUGACACUGACGGCCCUGGAUGGAGGUAAACCUCCAAAAUCUGGUCAUAUGAAUAUUCUUAUUAAAAUUUUAGAUGUUAACGAUAACGUACCAGUUUUUUCUAAGGAUGUUUAUUCUGUAACGCUCAAUGAAAACGCCCCUGUAGGAACAACAGUAAUACAGGUCAAUGCCACAGACUUAGAUGACGGUCCGAACGGCGAUGUGAUUUAUUCCUUUAGCAACAGUGUGAAUCCAAAUAUAUUAAACCUGUUUGAUAUAAGACCAUUGACUGGUGAAAUAACUGUUAAAGGUUUUAUAGAUUAUGAGGAAGAAGAUGAAUAUGACAUAGAAAUCAAGGCUUCUGAUAAGGGUCUAGCUCCUCUUACAACAGAAAAAAGUGUCAUUAUUAAGAUAAUUGAUGUGAAUGAUAACGCACCACAGAUUGAAGUUACAUCAUUUUCCAGCUCCAUUCCUGAAGAUUCCAGACCUGGCACUACAGUUGCUCUUAUCAGUGUCCACGACAUGGAUUCUGGUCUUAACGGUAAAAUAAUUUGUUCUGUCAACGAAGACGUUCCAUUCACUUUAGCACCUUCAUUAAAAGACAAGAUGUUUUCACUGGUGACCAAAUCACCUCUGGACAGAGAGAAACAGUCUCAUUAUGAACUGACAAUAACUGCAAAAGAUGCCGGUCAGCCUCCAUUAUCAUCUGAAAAGACAAUAAGUGUCGUAGUGUCAGAUGUGAAUGACAACAGUCCAGAAUUUUCACUCAGUCCGUAUACUUUCUAUGUCACUGAGGGUAACUCUCCGGGAGCUUCAGUCUUCUCAGUCAAAGCUUUUGAUCGUGAUGAGAAAAAAAACGCACUCAUAGCCUAUCAUAUUGUCAGAGAUGGAAGCAAUGAUAAUAAAGUAGCUUCAUUUCUAAAUGUAAACUCUGAAACUGGGGAUAUUGUGGCUCUGAAAAGUUUCGACUUUGAGACUCUGAAAACGAGGAGAACUUCUGAAGAGAAACGGGUGUCCGGAAGACAGCGAAAAUAUCUGCUUGGAUGCGUGGUCAUUGUGCUUUCUUUGAGUGUCGCCUCGGCGCAAUUGAGGUAUUCAAUACCCGAGGAAGUUAACGAAGGAACUGUGGUUGGAAAUAUAGCAAAGGACCUGGGAAUAGAUAAAACUACAUUAGGAGACAGAAAAUAUCGGAUCGUUUCAAGUGAUGCUGAGCCCCUCUUCCGCGUGAAUCACAACGACGGUAUCUUGUAUGUAACCCGAAAGAUUGACAGAGAAGAAGUGUGCGCGCAAAGCAGUGCGUGUGUGAUAAAUGUUAAAACUGUCCUGGAAAGCCCACUGGAGGUGCAUUACCUUAGGGUAGAGAUUUUGGAUAUAAAUGACCAUUCCCCUAGCUUCCCGGAGAAUGAGACCGUGUUGGAGAUAUCAGAGUCCGUUUUACCAGGAGCACGAUUUCAGUUAAAAGCCGCCCAGGAUAAAGACAGUGGUAAUUUCUCCGUGCAGCAAUAUAAACUGAGUCCCAACGAUCACUUUCGUUUGGAAGUUAAAGAUAAAGGACAUGAUGGAAAAAUUCCGAUAUUAGUUGUUCAAAAAUCCUUAGACAGAGAAAGGACAGGAAUUCACUCGCUCAGACUGACGGCCCUGGAUGGAGACAAACCUCCAAAAUCUGGCCAUAUGGAUAUUCUUAUUAGAGUUUUGGAUAUCAACGAUAAUGCACCGGUUUUCUCGAAAGAUGAUUAUUCUGUGAUACUCAAGGAAAAUGCUCCAAUUGGUACUGCAGUUGUAUUGGUGAAUGCAACAGAUUUAGAUGACGGACCAAAUGGAGAAAUUGUUUAUUCGAUUAGCAAAAGCACGAAUCAAAAUAUUCUGAAGUUGUUUGCCAUCAAUUCAGUAACAGGUGAAAUAACUGUUGAAAAUGUAAUAGAUUAUGAAAACAGGGAAAACUAUGAAAUAGAAAUUGAGGCCUCUGAUAAAGGUCUGGCGCCUCUUACAACAGAAAAAAGUGUCAUUAUUAAGAUAGUUGAUGUGAAUGAUAAUGCACCACAGAUUGAAGUUACAUCAUUUUCCAGCUCCAUUCCUGAGGAUUCUAGAGUUGGUUCUACAGUUGCUCUUAUCAGUGUCCAUGACAUGGAUUCUGGUCUUAAUGGAAAAGUAGUUUGUUUUAUUGAUGGAGAUGUUCCAUUUACAUUAGCACCUUCUUUACAAGACAAGAUGUUUUCACUGGUGACCAAAUCACCUCUGGACAGAGAGAAACAGUCUUAUUAUGACCUGACAAUAACUGCAAAAGAUGCUGGUCAGCCUCAAUUAUCAUCUGAAAAGACAAUAAGUGUAGUGGUGUCCGAUGUGAAUGACAACAGUCCAGAGUUUUCACUCAGCCCGUAUACUUUCUAUGUCACUGAGGGUAACAAUCCAGGAGCUUCAGUCUUCUCAGUUAAAGCUUUUGAUCCGCAAUUCAGAUACUCGAUCUCUGAGGAAGUAAACGGAGGAACUGUGGUUGGGAAUUUAGCAAAGGACCUCGGGCUAGAGAAAAGCACGCUGAAAACCAGAAAGUUCCGGGUGGUUUCAGGAGGCGCGGCCCCCCUCUUUCAUGUUAACGAGAACGAUGGCAUCCUCUUUGUGAGCCGAAAAAUUGACCGAGAAGAGGUAUGUGCGCAGAGCAGUAUCUGUCUGGUUAACCUUAAAGCUGUACUGGAAAACCCAGAGCACCAGCCGUGGAUCAAGCGAUGGAGAUGCGUCUCCUUCGUUCUGGCUUUGGGCAUGUGCUGGAGUCAGGUCGUGGCUCAGAUCAGAUAUACCAUCUCUGAAGAGGUGAAAGAGGGGAGUGUUGUUGGAAACAUUGCAAAGGAUUUGGGAAUUGAUAAAACUGCGUUAAAGAACAGAGAUUAUCGCAUUGUUGGCAGCUCGUUGGAACCCCUUUUUCACGUGAAUCGUGACGACGGUAUCCUUUAUGUCAGUAGGAGAGUGGACAGAGAGGAAAUUUGUGAACGAAGUAACGCUUGUAAAAUAAACCUUAAAACCGUGCUUGAAAAUCCUCUAGAAAUCCAUUAUAUAGUCAUAGAGGUGCUGGACGUAAACGACAAUUCACCCAGCUUCCCAGAGCAAGAGAAACGACUCGACAUAUUUGAAUCGACUUUACCAGGAGCAAAAUUUCAGCUCCAGCCUGCACGUGACCCAGAUGGCAGUCAGUUUUCGGUGCAGCAGUAUAAACUAAGUCCUAAUGACUACUUUCGUUUGGAAGUUAAGGAGAGGGGAGAAGACCGCAAGAUGCCGUUUCUGGUAUUACAAAAACAGUUAGAUAGAGAAGCCAUGAAAGAACACAGACUUCUGCUUACAGCUGUAGAUGGUGGGCGGCCGGCAAAGACAGGGACCGCAACGAUACUGAUUGAGGCACUGGACGUUAAUGACAAUCCACCAGUUUUUACGAAGGACACUUAUUCAGUCAUGUUAACGGAAAACGCAGCCCAUGGUACGCUUGUUGUUCAGAUCAAUGCCACGGAUUCGGAUGAGGGCUCAAACGGUGAAAUUGUUUAUUCAUUUGGAAAAGAAAUGGAUGUCAGUUUGUCUAAGCUGUUCAGUAUAGACUCGGUGACAGGGGAAAUUAAAGUGACCGGUGAAAUUGACUUUGAAGAAAAUUCAAUAUUUGAAAUUGACGUUCAGGCAUCGGAUAAAGGUAAUAUUCCUCUAUCUACAGACAAAACAGUCACUAUAAAAGUAGUAGACGUUAACGACAACAACCCCGAAAUUGAAGUGACAUCUUUUUCAAAAUCAGUUCCAGAAGACUGUCCAACCGGGACAACUGUAGCUUUAAUCAGUGUAAAUGACUUAGAUUCUGGCUCGAAUGGAAAAGUUUCGUCUUUCAUCCGCGAAAAUGUUCCUUUCGCCUUAUUGCCAACUUUACAGGAUAAUAUGUAUGCCGUAGUGACCAACUCACUUCUGGACAGAGAAGAGACAUCUAUGUAUGAACUAACUGUUGUUGUAAAGGACGAAGGUGUGCCAUCCCUCUCGUCUGAAAAAUUAAUUACAGUGGUUGUAUCGGAUGUGAACGACAACAAACCUCAGUUUUCAGUGAGUCCCUAUACAUUUUACAUUACUGAAAAUAAUGACCUUGCAUUGCCUUUAUUCUCAGUUAGAGCGUCUGAUCCUGAUGAAAGUGAAAAUGCGCAUAUUCUAUACCACAUUCCACGAGAUGGUGGUAGUAAUGGAAUGUUUUUUAAUAUUAACUCUGAAACCGGAGAUAUUAUGUCUCUGAAAAGUUUCGAUUUUGAGACUCUGAAAACGUUCCAGUUCCACUGUUUUCUCGUUCUUAUUGUUUCUUUGGGUCAUACUUUGAACCUUUCUUCGGCACAGCUGAGAUACUCCAUUCCAGAGGAGCUAACCUUAGGUUCUGUGGUUGGAAAUAUCGCUAAGGAUUUAGGGCUGGAGCCCAGUGCUUUGAAUGCUAGAGGCUUCCGCAUCGUUUCUGGAUCCGCUGAACCCCCGUUCCGCCUCAACAAUAAUGGCAUCUUACACGUCAACCGAAAAAUAGACCGAGAGGAAGUGUGUGAACGGACCACUCCGUGCAUUAUCAACGUGAAGACUGUACUGGAGAAUCCCUUAGAGGUACACUAUGUCACGAUUGAUAUUUUAGAUAUAAAUGAUCACUCUCCCACCUUCUCCGAAAACGAGACGCUUUUAGAGAUUUCGGAAUCUGCUUUACCCGGGGCACGGUUUCAGUUACAAGCCGCCCGGGAUCCAGACAGUGGCAUGUUCUCUGUUCAACAGUACAAACUCAGUCAAAAUGAGCAUUUUCGUUUGGAGGUAAAAGAUCGAGGAGAAGAUGGUAAAAUUCCUGUUUUGUAUUUGCAUAGACCGCUGGACAAAGAAGCUGCAAGAACUCACAAAUUGCGGCUCACAGCUGUUGAUGGAGGAAAGCCUCCGAAAGCAGGAACAAUGGAAAUUACUGUUAAUGUUUUGGAUGUUAAUGACAAUAUGCCAGUGUUUUUCAAAGAAGCAUAUGCUGCAGUGAUUAAUGAGAAUUCUCCAAUUGGCACAACGAUAAUACAAGUAAACGCAACAGAUUUAGAUGAUGGUUUAAAUGGGGAGGUUGUUUACUCUUUUGGGAAUAAUGUAAAUGAGAAAUUACGUAAAGUUUUUGAAGUUGAUGCCAAUACAGGAGAAAUCAUCGUUAAAGGCCUUUUAGAUUAUGAACUCAAGGACAGAUAUGAAAUUGAUAUCAAAGCCUCAGAUAAGGGACCAGUCCCCUUGGCAACAGAAAAGAGUGUUUUAAUCAAUAUUGUUGACCUGAAUGACAACAUACCUGAGAUAGAGGUGACAUCUUUUUCAAGUGCGAUUCCUGAGGACUCCAAACCCGGAAGAACAGUAGCACUGAUAAGUGUUAGUGACAAGGACUCAGGUGUAAAUGGGAAAGUUAUUUGUUCUAUAAUUGAUGAUGUGCCGUUUACAUUAAGACCUUCCCUACAAGAGAAUAUGUACUCUGUAGUAACAAAAUCUCUUCUUGAUCGAGAGCAGAAGUCCAAGUAUGAUGUAACGGUGGUAGCAAAGGAUGCUGGGGAACCAGCUUUGUCUUUUCAGAGAACAAUUAGUGUUACAGUAUCAGAUGUGAAUGACAACAGCCCAGAGUUUUCAGUAAAUCCACUGACUUUUUAUCUUACUGAGAACAAUGCUGCUGGAGCCUCUUUAUUUUCUGUUAGUGCCACUGACUGCGAUGAGGACCCAGUUUUUCAGUUUAAGGCUUAA